CCUUAAGGUUGUCCUAGCGAUAACUGAGAAACUAACAGAACAUGAAAAACAGAAAAACGCCGACAGGCUGCCUGCCGCUAGAAUAGAAAGAAGGAAGGAAGGAAGGAAGGAAAAAUAGCAAAACAGAAAUAGACAUCGUAGAGAAACAAUAUGACGUCCAUUAUAAAACUUCACGCUAUUUCUGGAGCAAUGGAUGAGUCUCCACCUUGUUAUAUAUUACAAGUUGACGAGUUGAGAAUAUUAUUAGAUUGCGGAUGGGAUGAGAACUUUGAUCAAGAUUUUAUAAAAGAAUUGAAGAGACAUGUCAAUCAAAUAGAUGCAGUAUUACUUUCAUAUCCAGAUCCGUUACAUCUGGGUGCAUUGCCAUACUUAGUAGGUAAGUGUGGUCUGAAUUGUCCUAUUUACGCCACCAUACCUGUAUACAAAAUGGGCCAAAUGUUUAUGUAUGACAUGUACCAGUCCCGCCACAAUAUGGAAGACUUUGAUUUAUUUACCUUAGACGAUGUUGAUGCCGCAUUCGACAAGAUAGUACAGUUGAAAUACAAUCAAAGCAUAUCGAUGAAAGGUAAAGGCUACGGUGUUACAUUGACACCAUUGCCAGCAGGACACAUGAUUGGUGGUACAAUCUGGAAAAUUGUCAAAGUAGGAGAGGAGGACAUAAUAUAUGCUGUGGACUUUAAUCACAAAAAGGAGCGGCAUUUAAAUGGUUGCGAGUUAGAGAGAUUGCAAAGGCCGUCAUUGUUAAUAACAGAUGCAUUUAACGCCACAUACCAGCAAGCCCGACGAAGAACGAGGGACGAGAAGCUGAUGACUAAUAUCUUGCAGACGUUGAGAGGUGGUGGCAAUGUAUUGGUCAGCGUGGAUACCGCUGGCCGUGUAUUAGAAUUAGCGCAUAUGCUGGAUCAGCUGUGGCGCAACAAGGAGUCGGGGUUACUCGCUUACUCAUUGGCCCUCCUUAACAAUGUAAGUUAUAACGUCGUGGAAUUUGCGAAGUCGCAAAUCGAGUGGAUGAGCGAUAAAUUAAUGAGGAGCUUCGAAGGUGCACGCAACAAUCCGUUCCAAUUUAAACACCUGCAACUUUGCCAUAGCAUGGCCGAGCUGAAUCAAGUUCCAAGCCCGAAGGUGGUACUCGCAAGCACCCCAGACAUGGAGUGUGGAUUUUCCCGAGAGUUAUUCCUCCAGUGGUGCACUAACCCGCAAAACAGCAUUAUAUUAACAAGUAGAACGUCUCCAGGUACUCUUGCUAGAGAUCUGGUGGAGAAAGGUGGAAACCGAAACAUCACGUUGGAGGUAAAGAGACGAGUGAAGCUGGAGGGUAUCGAGCUGGAGGAAUAUCAGAAGAAGGAGAAAUUAAAGCAAGAACAAUUGAAACAGGAACAAAUGGAGAUUGCAGACGUGAGUUCCGAAUCGGAAGACGAGAUAGAAGUAGGCGGUGUCCGAGGGAAGCACGAUUUAUUGGUGAAGCAAGAGAGCAAGCCCGGCUUCUUCAAGCAAAGUAAAAAGCAACAUCCCAUGUUCCCGUUCGUGGAGGAGAAGAUUAAGAUAGACGAGUACGGAGAGAUUAUAAAACCGGAAGAUUACAAGAUCGCGGAGACCCUGCCCGAAAUCGAGGACAAUAAGGAGAAUGUGGAGAUGAAGCAGGAAGAAACCAGCCAUCACCCGGAGAUUGCCGCGGAUAUCCCGACCAAGUGUAUACAGGUGUCGCGCACGAUGACCGUCAACGCUGCGGUAACCUACAUCGACUUUGAAGGUAGAUCCGACGGGGAAUCCCUGCAGAAAAUCCUGGCACAGUUGAGACCCAGGAGGGUGGUUUUAGUUAGGGGCUCGUUCAAGGACACGGAGAUAUUAGCGCAGCAAGCACAGAGCGCAGGUGCAAGGGUGUUCGUUCCUGCCAGGGGAGAGACGCUGGACGCCACGACGGAGACGCACAUUUAUCAGGUACGUUUGACCGACGCUCUAGUCACCGGGCUGAACUUCUCGAAGGGCAAAGGCGAUUCCGAAGUAGCGUGGAUAGACGCGAUGAUAACGGCGCGUGAUCAAGUCUGCCGAGACGCUGUCGCUGACACCGAGUCCGAUGAUGCGAUAAUGGAUGAGAGCGACAAAAUACUGACUUUGGAGCCUCUGCCGCUGAACGAGGUUCCCGGUCACCAGACAACGUUCAUAAACGAAUUGAAGCUGUCGGAUUUUAAACAAGUCUUGAACAAAAGUAACAUCUCGUCAGAAUUCAGCGGAGGGGUACUGUGGUGUUGCAACAACACCAUCGCUGUUAGAAGGCAUGAAGCUGGAAAGGUGAUACUGGAAGGUUGCAUUUCUGAGGACUACUACAAAGUACGGGAGCUGUUGUAUCAGCAAUAUGCAAUCGUGUAGAUUUUUUAAGCGUGCGUUUGUCAAUAGUUGUAUAAAAAUUAAUUAUAUUAAA
This is a messenger RNA of Dinoponera quadriceps, 2419 nucleotides long. RefSeq names its product probable cleavage and polyadenylation specificity factor subunit 2 (gene CPSF2). The record is from RefSeq and is a predicted model, not a curated record. The transcript is spliced from 10 exons. Gene Ontology annotation, biological process: mRNA 3'-end processing by stem-loop binding and cleavage. Gene Ontology annotation, cellular component: mRNA cleavage and polyadenylation specificity factor complex. Gene Ontology annotation, molecular function: RNA binding. Bases 151 to 2367 code for a protein of 738 amino acids. NCBI's taxonomy places the organism in Eukaryota, Metazoa, Arthropoda, Insecta, Hymenoptera, Formicidae.